This is a messenger RNA of Entrophospora candida, 453 nucleotides long. The record is from the annotation of a GenBank genome assembly. Lineage: Eukaryota; Fungi; Glomeromycota; Glomeromycetes; Entrophosporales; Entrophosporaceae.
AUGAAUAUUGAAGGGAAGGAUAAGAAGAUUAACAUUGAGGAUUAUUUGAUUCCAAUUAAUGAAAUUGAUAUUGAUGAUGAAAAUUUGAAUGUAAAAAUAAAAGAAGGAUUGAAAAAUGUAAUUAGAUUUUGUCUUCAUUAUAGAAUUAAGAAAAAUUCUAGGAUCGUUGAAAAAUAUUCAUAUUAUUUGGAAAAAACUGAAACUGCAACAGAUAGCAACCAUUACAUCAUUGUUUUUGUUGCAAUGAGGUAUUAUAGAGAAGAACCAGAAAAACGUGAUACUUACAUGGACAAACCUUAUCUUAAAAGUGUGUUGAAUAACCUUAAUGAAGCUUAUCACGAAAUUGCAAAACAAGAAUCGUAUAGAAUGAAUUACAAACUUGAUAAGAAUUUAAAUGAUAGAGUUAAUUCAAUAAUUGAUAAAUUCAAUCAGCGUAUGAAACUUUGCAGAUAA